UUGUGGUGUAGAACAUACCAACAAUAAUACAAAAGAUAAAGCCUUGCUUACUUACCUAACUUCACAAGUGCAGUGCAGAAGAAAUGGCGACACCAGUGAAAGUGUACGGACCAGCCUUGUCAACCGCCGUCUCAAGAGUGUUGGCAUGUCUCAAUGAGAAAGAAAUCCAAUUCCAACUCAUCUCUCUCAACAUGUCCAAAGCUGAACACAGAAAACCUGAUUUCCUCAAAAUCCAUCCAUUUGGUCAAGUACCUGCAUAUCAAGAUCACGACAUUUCUCUCUUCGAGUCAAGAGCGAUAUGUCGGUACGUAUGCGAGAAAAAUAUAGAGAAAGGGAACAAACAACUGUAUGGUACAAAUCCAUUGGCAAAGGCUUCAAUAGAUCAAUGGUUAGAAGCUGAAGGACAAAGCUUCAAUCCACCUUCUUCAACUCUGGUGUUUCAGCUUGCAUUUGCUCCUCGAAUGAAGAUCAAACAAGACGAAGGAGCAAUUCGACAGAGUAAAGAAAAGCUCAAGAAAGUGCUUGAUGUGUACGAUAAGAGGCUUGGGGAAACUCGCUACUUGGCUGGUGAUGAAUUCACACUUGCCGACCUUUCACAUCUUCCCAAUAUUCACUACUUGGUGGCUGCUGCUGAUGCCGACACCGCUGAUUUGUUUACUUCUUCGUCAAGAAACAAUGUGUCAAGGUGGUGGACGGAAAUAUCCACACGUGAGUCGUGGAAAAAGGUCAUCGAUUUGUACCCAAAACCUUGAUUCAUUAAUCACAUUCACACAUUUGGAACAUUGGUAGCUCUUUGAUAUUCUAGACCAAACAGUCCAACCAUGUCCCUAAUGCUUGAAUGCGAGAUUUUUUCAGACCGGAGCAAGUCCCAUUUCCUUUUACCCCCGCACUCAUAGACGUUAGAUCAGCAGAUUAAUAACGACCAGUACUAUGCUUUCUAUGCAUUUUAUAAUAUUUUUCAAUUUCUAUCGUGAUUGUUGACAUGGCUCCUUUUCUUUAUUUGUAUGAUGAACAUUUUGAUUCGAGUGAUUUAGGAUGCUAAAUUGUUAAGCUUUGAUUCUAAAUUUUGAUUA
Messenger RNA from Medicago truncatula (barrel medic), 1073 nucleotides. Its product is annotated as glutathione S-transferase. Lineage: Eukaryota; Viridiplantae; Streptophyta; Magnoliopsida; Fabales; Fabaceae. The coding region runs from base 84 to 752 and encodes 222 amino acids. Gene Ontology annotation, molecular function: glutathione transferase activity; glutathione binding. Gene Ontology annotation, biological process: glutathione metabolic process. The transcript is spliced from 3 exons. The record is from RefSeq and is a predicted model, not a curated record. Gene Ontology annotation, cellular component: cytoplasm.